AUGGAGGAUCUAACAGCGUACGCGUCGGGAGCUGCUGCUGGCGGCGAUGAAGCUGCUCCCCACCGUGCCGACAGUGACGCUCCUGUUGCUGCCCCGGUCGCCCCCAGGGAACCGGAAGAAGAAGUAGGCUGUAGCAGCCAAAGCGCCGCGAGUGACAGCGAGAAGCUUGACGACAGCGAGGACGAGGACUUCACCCCCGACUCACAGGCAUCUAGUGACGACGAAGAGCCCCUUACAGCUGAGAGCGCAGAUAGUGGAGAGGAGGACACUGCUGCUGAGGGUGACGAGGACAUUGGUAUCUAUCUGAUGGACCAGGAUCUUCGUGGCCAAGUACCUCCAUUCUCCAAGCUGAUGCGUGUGGGAAUCGCUGCGUGGAGAGCAAGACUAAGCAGCUGGAGUUGCUGCUCUGCUCGCUGUCCACAAUGA
Phytophthora nicotianae INRA-310 is the source of this 426-nucleotide messenger RNA. RefSeq lists its product as hypothetical. The transcript has a single exon. Bases 1 to 426 code for a protein of 141 amino acids. The record is from RefSeq and is a predicted model, not a curated record. Lineage: Eukaryota; Oomycota; Peronosporomycetes; Peronosporales; Peronosporaceae.